UCUCCCGCGACCCAAAUGGAAGCCACCGCCGCCGCGACCCGCCUCCUCCUCCCGCCUCUCCGCGCGCCGCCGCCGUCGCUCGCCGGCGGCGCGGCGGCGGCGGCCGGUGGUGGGGGCCGGUGGCGCGGUGCCGUGCCGAGACGGGCGAGGGCCCGCCGCGCCGUCGUCCCGCCCCGCGCGUCGCUCGUCGACAGCAGCGGCGGCGCGGCCGCCGCCGCCGUGCUCCUGGACGCGGCGGUGGCCGGGGCGACGGGGUACUCGCAGGCGAGCUACUACACGUCGCUGGGGCUCUUCGUGCUCUCCGUCCCUGGCCUCUGGUCGCUCAUCAAGCGCUCCGUCAAGUCCAAGGUUGUGCAGAAGACAUUCGUCAAGGAGGAAGGGCAGACGAUGGCGCCGAACCAGGUGGCUGGGGAGAUCCUCUCGUUCUUCACCCGUAACAACUUCACCAUCUCUGACCGUGGCGAGGUUAUCACUUUUGAGGGCACUAUGGUGCCGAGCAGGGGGCAAGCAGCACUUCUUACCUUCUGCACCUGCAUUAGCCUUGGCAGCGUCGGUCUUGUUCUAUCAAUUGCAGUCCCGGAGGGUGGCAACAACUGGUUCUGGCUUAUGACCUUAAGCCCAUUGGCGGGUGUAUACUACUGGACAAAGGCAUCAAGAAAAGAAGAGAUCAAGGUCAAAAUGAUUUUAUCGGAUGACGGGAAUGUAUCCGAAAUUCUUGUGCGGGGUGAUGAUGUCCAAGUGGAGCAGAUGAGGAAGGAGCUCAAGUUCAGUGAGAAGGGGAUGAUAUAUGUUAAGGGGAUCUUUGAAACAUGAUUGAAUAGCUUGUUAUCUACAGAACAGAGCUAACAAAAGAGUUCAAAAGAGCAGUUCCCUUGGUUCAAACUUCAGGUGAGGGAGAUUUUGAAUACCUACGGGCAAAUCUGUAUCUUGGCUUGAGAGGAAAAGAGGUGUAUCCAUGUGAGACUCCAUUAAGAUCGUGACACAAAUUUUCUACCUAGGAUAUAUAUAGUGACUCAACAAGCAACUCUUUUCAUGAA
Messenger RNA from Oryza sativa Japonica Group (Japanese rice), 1037 nucleotides. RefSeq names its product protein COFACTOR ASSEMBLY OF COMPLEX C SUBUNIT B CCB1, chloroplastic. NCBI's taxonomy places the organism in Eukaryota, Viridiplantae, Streptophyta, Magnoliopsida, Poales, Poaceae. The record is from RefSeq and is a predicted model, not a curated record.